Cyclopterus lumpus (lumpfish) is the source of this 8530-nucleotide messenger RNA. It is a transcript of the gene kif13ba, whose product is annotated as kinesin family member 13Ba. Gene Ontology annotation, cellular component: adherens junction. Bases 510 to 5927 code for a protein of 1805 amino acids. The transcript has 40 exons. Gene Ontology annotation, molecular function: cell adhesion molecule binding; microtubule motor activity; microtubule binding. Lineage: Eukaryota; Metazoa; Chordata; Actinopteri; Perciformes; Cyclopteridae. Gene Ontology annotation, biological process: microtubule-based movement; regulation of protein localization. The record is from RefSeq and is a predicted model, not a curated record.
UGACUGACUGAGGGCUUCAACACAUCUGGGGCAACACUUUAGCGGAAAAGCGGACGCCGCUCGCAGCCUCCAGCUCGACGCGCAGGGAGGACGUAGUGGAUUCCAUUGGGAAGAAGUAGAUCAUCGCCAGGCGCUCCUCUAGCGAUCUCUCUCCCCCGUUAUACGCGUAGGUUAGCGGUGUCACCCCCGGGAUGAAUCCACCAAGCGUCCACCCCUCUGUGGAUUUAAAUUAGCCUGGAAUAUGAGCAGAAGAAGAAGAAGAUAAGCAGCAGCGGCGGCGGCGGCGGCGGCGGCUGGCUUCCUGCAGGAUUUUGUCCAGGCUUUCUUUUUUUGGGUGUCUUUUUCCUCUCCCCCGUGGACAUGCCUGGUCUAUGGAGCAAAGCUGAGCGAAGCUAGCUGGCUGUCAGACCCGCUAGUGCGACAUUUCCAGCCUUUUGGAUGAUUGUUUGGCCGAAGAGCUGAUAUAUUUGGGACCAGCGAUACCUCCCCUGCCCGGGCAAGGAGUCAGCAUGGGGGAGCCCAGCCUGGACGACGCUAAUGUCAAGGUGGCUGUCCGUGUCCGGCCCAUGAACAGGAGAGAAAAGGAUUUAAACACGAAAUGUAUCGUGGAGAUGGAGAACAACCAGACAAUCCUCCAUCCUGGCGGAGCUAACCUGGGCAAAGGAGACUCCAGGAGUCAGUCCAAGGUCUUUGCCUACGAUUAUUGUUUCUGGUCCAUGGAUGAGAACGAUAAGGAGAGAUUUGCUGGUCAGGAGGUGGUCUUCCAGUGCCUUGGGGAAAGUCUUCUCCACAACGCCUUCCAGGGCUACAACGCCUGUAUCUUUGCCUAUGGACAAACUGGUUCGGGGAAGUCGUACACCAUGAUGGGAUCGGGGGACCAGCCGGGUCUGAUUCCGCGGCUGUGCAGCGCUCUGUUUGAACGAACCCAGAAGGAACAGCGGGAGGAGGAGUGCUUCACCGUUGAGGUGUCCUACAUGGAGAUCUACAACGAGAAGGUCCGAGAUCUGCUCGACCCCAAAGGGGGAAAACAAACUCUGAGGGUGAGGGAACAUAAGGUUUUGGGUCCCUACGUGGACGGCUUGUCUCGACUAGCUGUGGCCAGCUACAAGGACAUUGAGUCUCUGAUGUCAGAAGGGAAUAAGUCUCGAACCGUCGCCGCUACCAACAUGAAUGAGGAGAGCAGUCGAUCGCACGGUGUCUUCAACAUCAUCCUCACGCACACACUGAAAGACUUGCAGUCUGGGACCAGCGGGGAGAAGGUGAGUCGGUUGAGUCUGGUGGACUUGGCUGGAAGCGAGCGAGCAGCAAAGACUGGAGCGGCAGGGGAACGCCUGAAGGAGGGAAGCAACAUCAACAAGUCUCUCACCACGCUGGGCCUUGUGAUCUCGGCGCUAGCUGAACAGGGAACAGCAAAGAACAAGAACAAGUUUGUUCCUUACAGGGACUCUGUUCUGACGUGGCUGCUGAAGGACUGUCUGGGCGGCAACAGUCGCACGGCGAUGGUUGCAACCGUCAGUCCAUCAGCCGACAACUAUGAGGAGACGCUGUCGACGCUGCGCUAUGCAGACCGAGCGAAGAGCAUCGUCAACCACGCGGUUGUCAACGAGGACCCCAAUGCUCGCAUCAUCAGGGAACUCCGAGAGGAAGUAGAGAAACUGCGAGUACAACUGACUCAGGCCGAGUCUUUGAAGGCUCCCGAGCUGAAAGACCGUCUGGAAGAGUCCGAAAAGUUGAUUCAGGAGAUGACCAUCACGUGGGAGGAGAAGCUUCGCAAAACGGAGGAGGUUGCACAGGAGCGCCAGAAGCAGUUAGAAAGUCUGGGAAUUUCUCUUCAGUCUUCCGGGAUUAAAGUUGGAGAUGAUAAGAGUUUUCUUGUCAACCUCAACGCCGAUCCUGCCCUCAACGAACUGCUGGUGUACUACCUGAAGGAACACACAAAGGUGGGCUCAGCGGACUCUCAGGACAUCCAGCUGUGCGGCAUGGGUAUCCAGGCAGAACACUGCGUCAUCGACAUAGCGGCGGAUUCUGCAGUCGUCCUCAGUCCCUACCGCAAUGCUCGGACAUGUGUUAAUGGUUCUCCAGUGACCAGUGCUCUGCAGCUUCACCAUGGGGACCGAAUAUUCUGGGGAAACAACCACUUCUUCAGGAUCAACCUGCCGAAACGGCGCUCUCGGGGAGCUGAGGACGAGGACGGGGAGGGUGGCGUGAUGAAGAACAGUGGUAGCAGUGAGCAGCUGGAUGCGGAUGGCGACACAGCCAGCGAAGUGUCCAGUGACGUCAGCUUCUCCUACGAGUUCGCCCAGACAGAGGUCAUGAUGAAGGCCCUGGGCAAUAAUGACCCCAUGCAAGCAGUCCUGCAAUCUCUGGAGCGGCAGCAUGAGGAGGAGAAGCGCUCCGCUCUGGAGCGGCAGAGGCAGAUGUACGAGCAGGAACUCCAGCAGCUCCGCAAGAAGCUGAACCCGGACCGCCUGUCGACCGGCCCUUCUGGAGGGCCGGCGUCCGGCCAGCAAGGUCCAGGACAGCAGUCUCACUACCGCAGCCUGGAGAGACUCAGCAUGGGAGGGAUGAGUCAUUCCACCAGCGCUCAGAGCAGACUGAGACAGUGGAAUGAGGAAAGGGAAGCGGUGUUGGUCAGGAGUCUGCGGCGGUUGAGGGAGCAGAUAGUGAGGGCAAACCUCCUGGUGCAGGAAGCCUGUUUCAUCUCUGAGGAGCUGGAGCGACACACAGAGUACAGAGUCACUCUGCAAAUUCCAUCAGACAACCUCAACGCAAACCGCAAGAGGGACGCAGUGCUCAGUGAACCAGCGAUUCAGGUUCGACGCCGGUGUCGAGGGAAGCAGAUCUGGAGUCUGGAGAAGAUGGAGAACCGUCUGGUUGACAUGAGAGAGCUCUACCAAGAGUGGCAGGACUACCAUCUCCAUCACCAUGACAACCCUGUGAUGCGCUCGUAUUUCCGUCGAGCAGACCCGUUCUUUGAUGAGCAGGAAAACCACAGUCUGAUCGGCGUUGCAAACGUCUUCCUUUCCUGUCUCUUCUACGACGUCAAGCUGCAGUAUGCUAUUCCCAUCAUCAACCAGAAGGGGGAGGUGGCAGGGCGUCUUCAUGUGGAGGUGGUGAGGGUUGGAGGGGGAUUAGAGGACAACAUGGCCGGAGGAGAUGAACCCGACAACAAUCAAGACACUGAAAUGCAGGAUCGCAAACUAGUCUGCAUGAUUAAGAUCCUGCAGGCCACUGGUCUUCCCCAGUACCUGUCCAACUUCGUCUUCUGUCAGUAUUCAUUCUGGGACCAACCUGAGCCCAUCAUCGUGGCUCCUGAAGUAGACCCAGCAUCCUCAUCGCCCAGCGCCAAGGACCCACACUGCAUGGUGGUGUUUGACAGCUGCAAGGAGGUGGCAGUGUCGGUGACGGAGGAUUUCAUUGAAUACCUGACUGAAGGGGCAGUUGCCAUCGAGGUAUUUGGACACAGACAGGCUGAUGCUGGAAGAAACCCCGCCCUGUGGGACCUCAGCAUCAUCCAGGCAAAGACACGCUCACUACGAGACAGGUGGAGCGAGGUAACGCGUCGCCUGGAGCUGUGGAUUCAAAUCCUGGAGAUAAACGAGAACGGAGACUUUGUCCCGGUGGAAGUGGUUCCUGCUCGGGAUGAGCGGACCGGGGGAAUCUUCCAGCUUCGGCAGGGUCAGUCAAGGCGAAUCCAGGUGGACUUGCGUUCGGUACAGGACUCGGGCACCAUGCCUCUGAUAGCCGAAAUACUGCUCGCAGUGUCGGUGGGUUGUGUGGAGAUCCGAAACACGGCAGCAGAACAGGAGGGAGAUGAGAUGGACAGCUAUCAGGAAGGAGACCUGGAACGCUUGCGGCGGCAGUGGUUAGCUGCUCUCACCAAGAGACAGGAAUACCUGGACCAGCACCUGCAGAGUCUGGUCGGCAAAGAAGAAAAAACAGAGGAUGACAUGGAGAGGGAGGCCCAGCUGCUGGAGUGGCGCUUGACUCUGACGGAGGAGAGAAACGCUGUCAUGGUGCCCUCUGCUGGCAGCGGCAUUCCUGGAGCACCUGCUGAAUGGGUUCCUCUGCCGGGCAUGGAGACUCAUAUUCCUGUCAUCUUCCUCAACCUCAAACCGGAUGACCUCAGCUCUCAAGAGCAGUUUGAGGUUCCCGAGGCCGGAGGUUGGGACGCGACCCUGUGUGGAGAGGACGAGGACGACUUCUUUGACCUACAGAUCGUCAAACACUACGACGGAGAGGUCAAAGCAGAGGCAUCGUGGGACUCUACCAUCCACGAGUGUCCCCAGCUCAGUCGCGGGGGGGCGUGGCCGGAGCAGCGGGUGUACCUGACGAUUCGCGUGGUGGUGCAGCUCAGCCACCCCGCCGACAUGCAGCUGGUCCUGAGGAAGAGGAUCUGCGUCAACGUCAACCCGGGCCGCCAGGGUUUUGCACACAACUUUCUCAGAAGGAUGUCCGCCCGCAGCACCAUACCUGGCUGCGGGGUCACCUUCGAGGUGGUCUCUAACAUCCCUGGGGACGCACCUGGUUCAGAGGACAGGGAGAUGCUGGCCAACCUCGCCGCCAGUGCACACAACAGCGAUUCAGCUGAUGACGAGGCCGCAAUUGAGAAAUACCUCCGCAGUGUCCUCAGUCUGGAGAACAUCCUGACUCUGGAUAGACUCAGACAGGAGGUGGCAGUGAAAGAGCAACUGUCUAGCAGAGGGAAGAGCAACAGACGGAGCAUCAGUUCUCCUUCUGUCCACAGGCUGUCUGGAAGUAGACAAGACCUGUCCACAACUUGCCUGGACGACAAGGGUCGAUGGGAGAGUCAGCAGGACAUCUUCAUGCCUUCACAGUUUUACCGCACCCUCCCCCGGCCCGCCUCUUCCCCUUCCACCUACUCCACCUCCCUGUCUUCAUCCUCGACUCCCUUCGGCAUGUCGCCCCCACAGAACCAGGAGCCAGAGCAAGGUCGCUCAGGACUUGCUGCCUCUUAUCUUUCAGUUAAGGCGCUGGUCCCUCAGAUGCCCAAACUGCUCAAGUCUCUGUUUCCGGCUCGUGACGAAAAGAAGGAGCUGAGACCGUCGCCACACAACCAGCAGCAUGUCCCUCGCAUCGUGACAUCAGGAGGGGACGACAGUCGAGUGAAAGCCGACGCGACCGCACUUCUACGGCCCCCGGCCAAAGACAGACGGGCAGAGUUCCCAGAGGUCCCUCCUCUUCCUGUGCAUGACCCGCAUGACAUCACCCCCCUCAGCCCCCUCAGCCAGUCAUCAAGCGGCUACUUCUCCAGUAGUGUUUCUACGGUUACCCUCUCUGACGUCCUCCAACCCUCCUCCUCGUCAUCCUCCCUCCUGGCUGCCGAGGCCGCGUUACCCACAAACCCCCAGCGGCAGGGUGCUUACAGGAACGAUGUUGUAACCUCUCCUUCUCAGUGUGGCACCAAGACGGCCGCCGUUGCUCCACCCGCCUCCCACAGCUCAGCCAAUCACAACAACGGCACACCAGAAAACUCCUUCCCUGAACACGAGCUGGUCAACUCGGGAGGAGGAGGCUUUGAGAGGCUGGAAAUCUUUAUGGACGAUGACGAGUGCAGCCAGGACGACGUACUGCCCGAUUGGCUGACAGAAGGGGCGUAUGUUACAGUAGGAAGCAAUAAGGCCGGGACGGUGCGUUAUGUGGGAAUGACGCAGUUCGCUGAAGGACUGUGGGUGGGUGUGGAACUGGACACCCCUGUAGGUAAAAAUGACGGUUCGGUCGGAGGUCAUCGGUAUUUCCACUGCAAACCGGGUUACGGGGUGCUGGUUCGCCCGGACCGGCUCUCCUACCGCGAUCAGACCAGCCGGCGCACGGGAGACUUCGCUGCUCCCGCCCAUGUCCCCGUGUUGCGAGGAGAAGCCAUUGUUGCCCGCCGGGGGGAGAACCGCAAGUCCUGGAGCAGUUGAGACAGAGAAAGUGGGAGCUGGAUGGGAGAGAUGAACUCCCCACAGCCCUCUUCUUCCUCCUCUUCUUCUUCUUCCUCUCCUCCCAGCUAUGCAACAGGCUCAAACAUCAGAACUGACACACUGCCUACCCUCCUAUUGUUUAAAGAUACACCCACUGCAUCCCUUCAUGAGCAAUGGAUGGAACAGUACAAUAAAGACAAUGAAGAGAUCAUACAGAGCGAAGGCAAGGAAGUUGAUGAAAGACUAUGCAGAGUAUCGACAAGUCCGUGGAAGGACUAUUUAUCAUGUGGGAAGAAAAUGCUAAAUGAAUGGCGGUCAAUGGGAAGACUGCUGAGUGAAUGUGGGGAGUGGGUUGGACGCCGCGGCAAAACAUUUCCUCAGAGCUGACAUACAGGGAUGCAAACUAGUCAUUUAAAAAAAAUAAAAUCCCACUUCACUUCUGAGAAUAUAUAUUUAAAGACAAAACACUUCUAGAAUGAAAAGGCUUUAUCUUUUCCACUUGGAUGCUGGCUAUUAUAAUUAUAAUUAUGUUUGCCUUUUUCUUCUAUCCACCAUUCACAACUAGAUUAUUCGUAGUCUUGGCUUCAAGGAAUAUUUAAUAGAUUUUUUUUCUUUUGCAUUUGUUAUUCUUUCACAUCUCACUAUCAUGCGAUUUUAACAAAAAUGGACAAAUUAAUAUCCUUUUUAUAUUUGGGACCAGUCGCACUGUGCGUUUGCAUCCCUGGAUAUGACGUCUCCGCUCCUGAGGCCGCGUCUCCCAGAAUCCUCUGCUCCGGCUGCCGCUCCCCUCAACUCUUCGUCUCCGGACUAAACUCUUUGAUGAUUUUGUUUGAGACUCGUCUCCUCUUCCUGGACUCCUUUUUUGUCUUUUUGAAGAUGGCUCCUCCCAGAAUGUGCCUUCACCAUGGCUUGGUUUGCAUUUGUAUGUUCUCUUUUAUUUAAUUUCUGUUAUCCGUGUUGGUGUUGAAGAGAUUCUGCCUUGUGCAAAGUGUGAGGUGAUCUCAGGGACCGCAGAGGGGGAAAAGGACGAGGAGGUGUGUGUGUGUGUGUGUGUCUGUAAAUGUACAGUGUUGGCCUAUGUGCACAGAUAAGUUCAUAUUGUUGUAGUUGUGUCGAUGUUAAAGACUGUAAGGCAGGAAAAGUUGUGUCCUUUUGCGGGACAAAGCCACUAUGGGAGCAAGUUGCUUGUACUGGGAGGCUUUAAAAGUCGAUUUUGCACUGGAGGCGUUGGAUGAGAUAAGAAGCAUCAGUAUGUGGGCGGGACGCGGUGGCGGUGCAGCGGGACGAGAGGCGGCCGAGCCAACGAGCGGCGUGGAAAUGGUGGUCGAUGGCGUUCUCAAUCUGGUGGACGUCUUGGCACCGGGCCGGCCGUCCGACCCGCUGUGACUGACGUUGUGGACACUAGGGGGCGCUGUAGCGCUCCGGUGUGGUCGGUGGGAAUGGGCAUGUGUACGUGUGUUGAGGAGAAGAAAGUGAGAAGGGCAGCAGAAGCUCUGCUGGCUAUUUUAACGCUCGGGAAGAGAAUCGAUUUGCUUCUAUGCAUUGUUUUGUUUGUUUUUUCAUUCAUUUUCAAACGGGAGAAGAAUAACUGGGAGAACGAGCAGGAAAGCAGGUGUGACUGAACAUUCCCAGUGGCACGGAGAGUGUGGGAUGAAAUGCAAGAUACCGAUUUUGGGGUGAAAACAAUAAUAAUAAAAAGAUUUUCCUCUUGAGCAUCACAUUCCAGAGGGACCUUUUCUCUGUGUGUCGUUGUGGGGAAAGCAUUAGCAGCAUAACUCGGUGUCUACAGACUUUAACGUCUCCCACCACUUCACGAGGAACGUGUGUAACCCUUUUUACUCAUGAGGAGUACUGCCCAGUGGUUUUAAUGUCUCCUGUCGCUCUGGGAGAGCUCUGUAAAGUCUGAGAAGGGGAGUGGUCCUUUUUUAAUGACCUACAUUAAGGUCGGAGUGUAAAGCGUUUGGCUUCAGUCGUCCUGAGUCUCACGUGAGCGAUGGGGACGUUCUGAUUGGUUGAUGAUGGAAAAGUAACAUUUCAUAUCAUCAUCUUGAUCGGCAUCACUCGGUUACUUUAGUGCCAUGUCUCGUUUAUUAACGACUGAUGACGACGAACAUGAAUGUGCUUAUUAUCAUAGGCGUUUUCUAUGGUGACGCAGACCUGUUCCUCACGCGAUGAUGCACACAUAUGACCAUUUCAUCUGGAGGACGGCGUGCACGUGAAACGCACUUUGUGUUUUCCAAACACUGCCAUCGUCUUUUUAAUGGAUGCAACAUGUUUUUGUUUUUUUAUCACGCGUCUUCUUAAUUCGAGAGGCCUGAAUUUUAGUAUUUAUAUUUAAAUGCUUGUACACAUGCAUUUAUCGCAUGAAAAUUGAUGAACGCCUUUUUCUUCUUUUUUUUUAAUUAUUAUAUUGCACAAAUGAGUCAAUGAAAAUUGCUGCUAUUAGCAUUGUAAAAUCUACCUGUAAAUGGAACGGUUGAUUUAUCUAACGCUCUGAAUCUUUUACUGUGUACUAGAUUGGGAUUCCAGUAGUUAAGUUUAGUUUUUUUUAACCCCCAGAUGGAGACGCUAAAGCCCUUUUGGUUGAAGUGGUAAAAAAAAAA